UAAUAAUUGUGUGUGUGCAAGUAUAUGAUGUGUGUGUGUUUGUAUCUGUUUGUUUCUUUUUCAUACCACAGGAUCCCACAGCAAGGUUAAAUGAUCACGUCAACCAGAAGAGUGUCUCCUGAUGCACCUGAAGUCCGGAUCUCCUUCAGCCUUGACCACACAUCAGACGCACGAGAUGCCGACGAUAUCGCUCAAACGUUCCCGGAUCUCGAACAACGACUUCAGCCGGUAUCGCCGUGCGUGUCCCUGAAGGAGAGCGUGCACGUGUACAAGGAACACUGCAGGAUGGCGAGGGAGUUCCACCAAGUCAAACACGACAUCGCCGCCCUGGAGGAACGCAAGUGUCAGCUUCUGGCCGAGCUGGUGGAGGACCAGAAGGUGGCGGCCGAGAUCUCCCGCCUGGAGGACGAGUUCCGGCGUCUGUCGGAGGAAAACCGCACGCUAGUGACGGCGCACGGUGAGCGGUCGCGCCAACUGCAGCGGCUACGCAGGCCCGACUCGUCCUGACCACACGCUCAGCUGGAAACUAGAAAAUCAAUUUUUUUGUAACGAUCCUGGCACAAAUGCGACAUUGUUGUCGGUUUGGUGCUGGGAUGUCGGCGGCCAUCUUUGUGGAAGCAGAGAUUAGCAUUUAAGCGCGUGUUAACCGCUAGGUUGUUUUUUUUUAAUGGGAGCUGCGUGGAGGCAGCCCGAGGUGCUGUGAUGUGGUCCAAACAGAGUUUAAGGCGGCAUUUGUGCAGAUGAAAACGGGCCUCCAUGAUAUGUGUGUGCAGUAUGUGCACGGUGCGUUUGAUGAAACUGGGAUUUCCGAAGGUUUACGCCGCUCGAAGUCAGACUUCCUACUUGCUUCCUUUUAUGUGUCGUUGUGUAGUUUGUCAGAAUUAUUGUUAGAUUGUGGGGGUGUAGAGUUGACUUUAGGAGAUUUGGCUUUAGGUUCAGGGGGUUAAGGUUAGGUUAAGGUUAGGAUUAGGUUCUUUUAGCAUUAAAUUGUUGUUGUUUAGGUGAUUAAGGUCAUGGUUAGGGUUGUUUUUAGGUUGUUAUGGUUAGGUUUAGUUACAUCAUGCAUAGGGGGUUAAAAUAGGGUUAGGGGUUAUAUUAGGUGCCAAAGAGUAACCAAAAAUUGUACUCACGUACUGUUACUUUACAGUAAUCUGACUCAAGUAAAAAGUGGUCCGCCAAAUAAUUCCUCAAAUAAGAGUAAUGUAUUUAUUUAAAAAAGUACUCAAGUAACUGGUGUGUAAUUUUAAGAUUUUUAUUUUUUUGUUUGUUUGUUUUUUUUUUUUUUUUA
Phycodurus eques (leafy seadragon) is the source of this 1288-nucleotide messenger RNA. RefSeq names its product map3k7 C-terminal like (gene map3k7cl). The transcript is spliced from 5 exons. Bases 91 to 507 code for a protein of 138 amino acids. Lineage: Eukaryota; Metazoa; Chordata; Actinopteri; Syngnathiformes; Syngnathidae. Gene Ontology annotation, cellular component: cytosol; nucleus. The record is from RefSeq and is a predicted model, not a curated record.